GAUGUUUAAAGUGAGCGGGUCACCGAAGUCCCGAAAAUCCAGAACCUUGGUAACGGUUUUUUCUACUUUCACUUUUUUUGUGUCUCACUUUCAGCCUUUUAAUUGUGAUUCUAAUUAAUUUUAUGUUUUGUUUUCUCUUGUUACCUUUUUGAUUUUUGUUCCUUAAUUUGUUACAAUUAAAUGUAAUCCAACUAAACCAUUGGUACCCGAAGAUUGGUUUGUUUAUGUUACCAAUCUCUCUCUAGUUUUUUGUUUCUCUCUCUCUCUGUCUAAUUAGUAAAUUAAUUUUGUUCUUUUCUCUUUCAAAGUCUAUUCUCUUUCUUUCCUCUCUUCCUUUUUAACAUUAUAUAUACAAUCUUUCUUUCUUUCUUCUCUUUCUUUCUGUCCCUCUUUCCAAUUUUUUCUUCUUUCUUCUCUUCUACUAACAUACAUUUUAUACACUACAUAUUAUAUAUAUUUAGGUAUACUAUUGUUAACUGUAUUGUUUGGUGUUGAUAUAUUACAAGGUAUAUCUGGUCUUUUGUUGGUGUUAGUUUUGUGUAUCUAAUGAUGAUGAAUGAUGAUUUACUUUCUAAUGAAGGAGGAGGUGUAAUUGGUGUUGUUAAUGAGUUCCCUUCAUCGUCCGAGUUGAUACCUUCUGCUGUUAAUUCAAGUACUACGACUAUUAAUACCAAUUUAACCAAUACCGCUGAGGAAAUGAAUGGUAAAUCGGACGACGAUAUGGUUGAGGAAAAUUCUGACGAUCGUGAAGGUUGUCGUUCAUUAAUUUGUGAUUCUAAUGGUAUCAUUGUUGCCGAGAUGGUUUAUCGAUGUAUGAUCUGUGCAAAUGUGGUUGAAUCAAUUGCUGAGGCUCAAAAACAUUAUCGUGUUAAACAUAUCGGUGAAGAAAUUAUUGAACCAUCACCUUUAUCCUCAUCUUCGUCUACCACUGCUGCUGGUUACACUUAUUCUCAUUCACCCUCAGCCAAAUUUAACAAUAGUAACACCAACAACAACAACAACACCAACAACAAUAGUUAUCAUAAUUCUGGAAUUAAUAAUAAUAACCUGGUUAACCAUUCAAUUCACAAUAGUAAUUCAAUUAACAGUUAUAAUCAUGGUUAUAACAAUUCAUCAAACACAUCAUCCCUUGGUUUUACCGGUUCAGUAGCAUCUACACCGUUGAAAUCAUCUUCAUUAUCUUCACCACCUAAUAAGGAUUCUGGUUCAAAGGUAUCCAAUUCAUUAGCCUUAAUGAUGAACGGUGAUGGAAAUCAAUCGGAUGAGGCUGAAGAUUAUUCUUUUACUUCUCAAGAGAUGCCUUUUCUAUUUAAUCACCAUAACAACAAUUACGAUUAUACCCCUAGUUUUAUUAGUAAUUUUGAUGAUUUCGAUCCAACCCAAUUUCUAUCUCAAACCUUCACAACUGAACCUACCUCUAAAAAGUCAAAGACUGAAUCUACUAAUGGAACCAGCUCGUCCAGAGGGGGUUAUGUUACCUGUGCCGUUUGUAAUAUAACCAAAUUUUAUGCCAGUGUCCAGCGUAGAUAUGGACAGUUUACUUGUAUGGGUUGUGCCAAAUUUUUUGGUCGUUUCCUCAUGAAACCAAGACGCUAUUAUUGUCCUAAUCUGGGUACUUGUCCAUUGGCCCAAUCUCCUAGAUGUAAAGCAUGUCUCUUGCAGGCUUGCAUUCGGACUUAUGUUAUAGAUGACAAAAGAAUGAAGAUAGUAAACGCUAAUAGGCCAUUAAAACGCAUGGGUCCUGGAGGCGGUUCAUUACCUUCUGAUUCUAUUGAAUCACCUCCUUCUCCUGUGGCUCCAACAACAGGAACUGUAACAUUGAGAAACUCAAAAGAAACGAUUAAAAAGGAGUCAUCACUAUUGGCAAGUUCAAAUGUAACCGAUACUCCAGAAGGAAGGAGUAAAUCAACCUCACUUAGUAAAGACGAUAAAUUAAAUUCACCCAAUAAAAGAGGAAAUAACAGUGUAAACAAUAGUUGUAAUACAAUUAGUCGCAAUUCACCUGGUAAAAGUUCAGUUGAAUCAACUGCAAGUUCAUCAACUCCAACCUCAACCCCAAAGAAAACCAAUACAACUAAUGGGACCAACCCAGGACGUAAAUCGGCCGGAUGUAGAGCAUGUAGCGGCUGUUUAGCUGAAGAUUGUGGUAACUGUCACUACUGUCGGGAUAAGCCUAAAUUUGGUGGUGCAAAUACCCUUAAGAAAAAGUGUAUUGCUAAACGAUGUUUAAUGCAAGGAUAUAAAAUUAAGCCCAGUGAUAAUUUGAAGAAAAUUAAGAUAACCCGAAAAUGAAAGCGGAUUAGCCUAAGCUGAGAAAUUAAAUUUUUCCAUCUUUAUGCCUACUUCCUCUCUCUCUCUCUCUCUCUCUCUCACACACACUUUCUUUUCCUCACUUACUCUCUCUUCCUCUCUUCUUCUCUUCUCCUUCUCAAGUUAUCAUGAAUAACCUAAUGGUCGUCGUCGUUGUCGUCGUUAAUCAUCAUCCAAUACACGCCCAAUACCAGCACCAUCAACAAUUAUUACAAAGACACACCAAAAAAAAGCACCAAAAUGUAAACACUAAAAUCAACAAUUGAUUCAGCAAUUAUCAUAUCGCCAAAUCAAAUCUGAGUCAAAAACGAACAUGGAAAACUAUCUAAUCGAUAUGGAAACUGACAAAAUCGAAAGAUACAAAUAUAUAUAUACAACAUAUACCACAGAUUUAUAAAUGUAUAUUUAACCUCUUGGUACACAAACUAAACAAGACCAGAGACACUUAACCUCUGGCCUUAUAUACCCGAUAAGCAUAAAAACUAAACUGCGUCAAGUCAAGUCUCGAAGUCAAGUCACAUAAACACACACACACACAUACACACAUACAAAAACCCGUCAACCGAAAGUCAAAAUGAAGCCAACAAGUCAUCAUGGGUUCAAAACGCGAUUGCAAACGGAUUACACACUUUAUUUUUUUUCUUCUCGUCAAAAAAUGGUCUUUAAUCAACACAACAAUUUAACGUUCAACAUGAAACACCAAAAUCUAGAUGUAAAUUAAUUGUGAAGCCAAAAUUAUCCAACAACAAAGAAACCUAAAUAUGAGUGUUAUUAUAUAUACAAAAUAUAUUAUGGAAACAAAAUUCAACAAUUAUAUUUAAAUAUCUAAACAACUUAUCUACACACAAACGACACAUUAACCACACAAUCAGUUGAGGAUAAUAUGAGAAUAUAUAUUUAUAUAUAUUUACAAUUAGUGACAAUUAAAUAUUUAAUUGUGUGUGUAAAUCUAGUUGGUGUGUGUACGAUAGGUGGUUUAAAUUAAUUGCAUUGCUUUGCAUGAUUUAAUCUUGUCAUAAACAGAGAGAGUCAACUUGGUUAAUUGUUAUUAACCAAUUUUGAUUUUUCUCAUUUCUUUUUCUGUUUUUUUUUUGAUUUUCCGAACAAUUAAAAACGCAAUCAACACACACACACACAUACUGAUAUAAUUAAAUGCUACUAAAUCAGUGGCAUUUAAUUUACCUAUUGUACAUGUAAUUAAUAUCUAUACAUAUAAAUUAUAAUCAAAAUUAGUUAAUAUAAAUUGUGUAACAAUUUUGGACAAUUAACUGAUGAUUAAGAAACUUAUAUAAAUUUAUUGUUUUGUUACCGAUGCAAAAUUUAAUCUUAAACAUCAGAACAAUUAACGAUUUAAAUUGUAAUACCUUUGUAAACCCUUAAUUGUAACCUUUUUCUUUUCUUCGUAACUAUUACGAUUAGUUAAUUGUUUCUAUGUUUCUUUUUCUUUCUCUUUAAUUGUAAUCAUUUUUCAUUACCAUCUCUCGGCUAUAAAUCCACUUGUGAAUAACUAAGUGACCCCAACGUCCAGUCAAAGGAAGAAAAGGAAACACUGAUUAAUUGUCACGGCCUAAAAUCUAGUUUUCACAAUCACAAUUAACUUAAUUAGUUGAAUUUGUUAAAAGAAAAGUUUCUUUCUAUUUCCUUUUCCCAUUCUUACCUCUUUUUUGUUUCCUAUUUACCUUGAGUUUGAGGUCAUCUUUUCCUUUUCCGUUAUGUUGAUCAUCUCAUAUUAAAUCCGAUUAAUUUUGCUUUUUUAA
Messenger RNA from Panonychus citri (citrus red mite), 4067 nucleotides. RefSeq lists its product as uncharacterized. Lineage: Eukaryota; Metazoa; Arthropoda; Arachnida; Trombidiformes; Tetranychidae. Gene Ontology annotation, biological process: regulation of DNA-templated transcription. The transcript has 3 exons. Gene Ontology annotation, molecular function: DNA-binding transcription factor activity; sequence-specific DNA binding; zinc ion binding. The record is from RefSeq and is a predicted model, not a curated record. The coding region runs from base 547 to 2292 and encodes 581 amino acids.